Aureobasidium pullulans EXF-150 is the source of this 1280-nucleotide messenger RNA. Its product is annotated as heme oxygenase-like protein. The record is from RefSeq and is a predicted model, not a curated record. Gene Ontology annotation, biological process: heme oxidation. The coding region runs from base 121 to 1146 and encodes 341 amino acids. Gene Ontology annotation, molecular function: heme oxygenase (decyclizing) activity. NCBI's taxonomy places the organism in Eukaryota, Fungi, Ascomycota, Dothideomycetes, Dothideales, Saccotheciaceae. The transcript is spliced from 2 exons.
UGUGCCUGUUCGCAGCCAUGUGACAAUUCGUCCUUUGUGACUUCCUCUCGAGAUAAUCGCCGACCUUUGGGCAAGUGCAUAAAAGGAAGAACAUCGUCACUGCUUCGUCCGGCAGUCGUCAUGGCGUCGUUGCAAACACCGCCUCAGCUUCUCUCGCCUCCGCCUUCUCCCGCCCCGCAGAACUUGUCGACCGAGAUCAACACGGCCACACGAUCGGUCCAUACACGACUGAACAAACUCAUCGUCUCCCGCGUGCCUCUCGCUCUUCCUCCGAUAGCCAAGUCCCCCGAAUUAUACGCUCAUGGCAUCAAUACCUUCGGCGACAUCUAUCUUGUUUUUGAGAAUUGCUGGCGGGCCCUGAUCGCCGACGUCGACAAGUCCCAAGGUGACGACUCAACACACAGCGCCAAGUUGCGACCAUGGCUCUCUCAGCUAGUCCCACCCGGUCUAUGGCGCUCCGAUGCGAUCAAGAAAGAUGUAGAAUAUCUAGAGACAACCAUUGGUGUUGACUUGGAGAUAAUAUCGAACGAACAACUUCGCGCCUUUACCGAACACAUAUACCGACAAACUCGAGAGAAGCCACACGUCUUGGUUGCAUACGCAUGGAUCAUGUACAUGGCCAUCUUUUCUGGUGGUCGCUGGAUCAGAGAGCAACUGACAAAUGCCGGUCCCGAAUUCUGGGGCGCCCACAACCAAGCGGACAAGACGGAUUAUUGGGUGCACGGAACGCUCAGACCUGGCUUCACACUGUUCUGCUUUUCGGGCACAAGAGACGGAGAGGACAUCAAGGCAGACUUCAAGAUUCGUCUCGAGAAAGCCGAAGAACUGCUUACGGAACGUGAGCGUCAGGACAUCAUUGAUGAGGCCCAGUUCAUCUUUGAGCAGUGUGUUGCCAUUGUUGAGUCUCUAGACAGCCAGCUCAUGACCGAUCUCGAACUCGUCAAGUCGCUAGCUUCUCGAGAGGCCAAGCACGGAACUUCUCAUGUCAAGACGACUCCUACCAGAGCUGCUCUCCCAGAGAACGUAGCACAACUGACCGCAGAACCUAAGUCGGCAGGCCUAAUUAGAGCCAUUAUGGUCGCGUUUUUCGCCUUUGCUUUCUAUCAAUCAUAUCGCUGGCAGUACGGAGAUGUGGAGGAUGCUUGAUUGUUUGAUUACGCAUCGAACAUGCAUUUAGAUUUAGAUUAGAUGUGAGGACGGAGACGACAGCAUGCGACGGAUGCGCAGAGAGAUACCCAAUAGAGAUGAAUACCAGCUUCCUGAUUUAAAUUAAUACCAGC